AUGGGUGUCGGACGACGUAUGAAAAAGCAGGGCCCUCCCCCUCCUUUGGAUGAAUCAAAAAUAUCGUCAUUGAAAAGAAGAAAGGCUGAACAGGAAGAUGCUGCUCCGAGAGGAAAUAAGCGGCGGAAGGCCGAAGGCAGUGUGGAAGUGAAAAAGUCGCAGGGGCGAAAAGCAAAUGGUACAGCAAUGGCCAAGAACGGCAGUGAAAAGCGGGAAACGUCUGCGAAGAAAAAGCAAAAGAAAGAUACUAUUCCCACUAAAACUUCAGCUAUAGUAUCAAAAGAACUAGAGAUCUCAGACGACGAUGCAGAGGGCCUAAUGGCAGAUGAGUUUGACGAUCUCGAAAAUAUAAGCGCGGAUGGGGUUUCGGAUGAAAAAAAUGAGGAUUCCUCAACUAAUGAGAGCGAUUCUGUUUUUGAUUCCGAGGAAGAUAACACACGCAAAGCAAUGUUCUCGGACGAUGAGGAUGUUUCGGAUGCGGAGGAGAAGCUUACAGCUGCAAAUAUAGAGGGGCUAUCAAGGAAAUUGGACAAACAGCAACGGGAGGAAGCUGAACUAGCGGAACAAGAAAUCAAGGAUUCAGCAAUGCAAACGAACAUCGAGGGCGACCGUCCCGAUCUAUUUGGGGAAGAAACUCAGCAUAAUCUGCCUCCAGGUUUAGCCCCUGACCUCCAGCUUCUUCGAACUCGUAUAACAGACACUAUUCGUGUUUUGGGCGACCUUUCCACUCUUGGACAGCCUGGAAAAUCACGGGCCGAUUAUACAGACCUUCUCUUACGGGAUAUAUGCACAUAUUACGGCUACACACCGUAUCUCGCAGAGAAGCUAUAUUCUUUAUUCACACCCAUGGAAGCAUUUGCCUUUUUUGAAGCAAACGAGUCACCGAGACCAGUCGUUAUUCGAACAAACAGCCUCCGCACAAAUCGUCGCUCGCUAGCCCAGGCUUUAAUCAACCGCGGCGUGGUUUUGGAACCUGUUGGAAAGUGGUCUAAAGUUGGCUUGCAAGUAUUUGAGUCCCCCGUGCCAUUGGGUGCCACACCUGAAUACCUUGCUGGCCACUACAUUCUCCAAGCAGCUUCAUCCUUUCUCCCCGUUAUGGCGCUUGCACCUCAACCACAUGAACGCAUCCUGGAUAUGGCGGCAGCUCCUGGUGGUAAAACUACAUAUAUGUCUGCAUUAAUGCGAAAUACUGGCUGUGUUCUGGCAAACGAUGCAAAUAAAGAACGAGCGAAGGGUCUGAUUGGCAAUAUCCAUCGCCUUGGGUGCAAAAAUACCAUUGUAUCUAAUUUGGACGCUCGGACAGCAUUUCCUAAGGCGCUUGGCGGCUUUGACCGUGUUUUGCUUGACGCUCCUUGCUCAGGCACUGGCGUUAUUUCCAAGGAUCCCAGCGUGAAAACAUCUAAGACGGAGCGUGAUUUCCUUGCCCUCCCGCAUACCCAGAAACUCUUACUUCUCGCCGCUAUCGACUCUACCAACCAUGCAUCUAAAACCGGUGGAUUCAUUGUCUACUCAACAUGCAGUGUGACAGUGGAGGAAAACGAAGCAGUGGUGCAAUACGUAUUGCGCAAAAGGCCAAACGUCAGGAUCGUCGACACCGGGUUGGGAACUUUUGGGAGCGAGGGUUUUAAGAGCUACAAAGGCAAACAGUUCGACGCUAAAAUGUCCAUGACAAGGCGGUACUUUCCCCACCGUGAGAAUGUUGACGGCUUUUACGUCUGCAAACUAAAGAAAUUCGGUCCUUCUCCCGCGGAGGCAAAGGGCCCUACAGUGGAGAAAACUGCUGGUGAAGGACAUGAAGCCCACGUAGAGUAUGACAAAACUCCUAUCGUUGACCAAAACGACAAACAGGCCGAUGCUGGUUUUGGGCCCUUUGAUGACGACGAAGAUAAGUCGUACAUUGAGCGAUCGGAGCGCAAUAGAAUACGACGGAAGGGGCUUGACCCCAAAGCAGUACUUGAUGGGAAAAGGGGGAAAAAGGACGAACAGCGCAGCAAGCAUCAAGCUUCAGGGGAUGAAAAGAAACCGAAACAAAAAGGCAAGAAAAAUUCCGCAAAGGCUAUGUAG
Ophidiomyces ophidiicola is the source of this 2064-nucleotide messenger RNA. It is a transcript of the gene NOP2, whose product is annotated as rRNA (cytosine-C5-)-methyltransferase nop2. Bases 1 to 2064 code for a protein of 687 amino acids. The record is from RefSeq and is a predicted model, not a curated record. The transcript has a single exon. Gene Ontology annotation, biological process: maturation of LSU-rRNA; rRNA base methylation. Lineage: Eukaryota; Fungi; Ascomycota; Eurotiomycetes; Onygenales; Onygenaceae. Gene Ontology annotation, cellular component: nucleolus. Gene Ontology annotation, molecular function: RNA binding; rRNA (cytosine-C5-)-methyltransferase activity.